This is a messenger RNA of Darwinula stevensoni, 4064 nucleotides long. NCBI's taxonomy places the organism in Eukaryota, Metazoa, Arthropoda, Ostracoda, Podocopida, Darwinulidae. The record is from the annotation of a GenBank genome assembly.
AUGGUGUUAACCAAGGGGUUCCUCAAGCUUGAUCUGAUUAGCAAGCCUCACUGUGAGAUGGCUUUGCAAGUGAUUGGUGGGAGAGCUUUUGGACAGCAGCUGGUUUCAUCAUGCCGGGUGUUGGCUCCUGUCUUGUUUGGUCACCCGGAGGAAAGAUUACAUGGGGUUUCUGAUAAGCUUCAUGCUGAAAAAAGGAAAUUUCCCAUGGACCCAAUUGCAGAACAUGGUACUGCUGUCCACAUCAGAGAGAAAAGCACCUCUGCAGAAGUUGCUCAAAACCAGAGUGUCACGAAGCACAAGCCAUAUAGCCCUUUUCAGAAAACAAGUGGCAUGGCAGAAUAUGCAGUGGCUCGGCUUGAUGACCUUUUCAAUUGGGGGAGGAAGGGAUCUAUAUGGCCCCUUACAUUUGGACUUGCAUGCUGUGCCGUGGAGAUGAUGCAUAUCGCUGCUCCCCGAUAUGACAUGGACAGAUUUGGCAUAGUGUUUCGAGCAUCUCCUCGCCAGGCAGACUGUAUCAUCGUUGCAGGGACCCUCACCAACAAAAUGGCUCCUGCUUUCAGGAAAGUAUAUGACCAGGUAAUGGUCUCCCCAGAUCCCAGUGCUAAUGAAUCCACUAGGACGUAUACAGUGCACAUCUCAAUCUUAAGACAACCUGCUGGCGAUGACAACGGAGGCACCAAGGGAGGCGAGAAUUCCUGCCAUUCCUUUCCCAAGUCCCGUUCCCCCGCCCGUAACGAAAGCGACUUUCGAAGCAAAAGUGCCCUUGGCCAGCAUCGCAUUUUUCUUGACUGGGAAGUGGUUCUCCAUCUUCAAGGAAAGUACCUUAUGUCACGAAUCGAUAUUAAACUGGCAGCAGCAGGUUCUCUCGCAUUGGAGAAGAGCUUAUGCGAGGCGCCACGAAACAACUUGCGAGGAAAAGUGCUGACCCUGUAUAGGACGAUCCUUCGAACUGGUCGUCAGUGGAAGGCCACUAAUCCAGCAGACACACGAGAGGAGCGUGACUUCAUAAUCCGAGAGGCGCAGGUGUUGUUUCGCCAGAACAAAUCCAUCCAAGAUGCCUCAGAAGUUACGCAGCGCAUCCAAGAGGCGGAAGCCAGAUUAGAAAUAGCUGUCCAUUAUAACAACCCAUAUCCACGACCAGUGAACCUACCCCCAUUGACAAUGGCAAAGCCAGGAUUCCAUGGAAAGGUAGAUGCUCGUCGAAAACGGCGUGCAACACCCAUCUACAUCAAAUCUUUGGACCCCAAUAGUAUCCCUUUCCCUGUGACCAUCAAGGAGUUUGGUGCUAUUGAUUACAUCGACUUUUGUCCCGUGUUCCCUCAUUAUUUUGCUGUGACAUGUUCUGCCAAGGUCAAUGUUUAUCACCCUGUUACACACAGAGUUCACAAGAAUCUUAGUCGCUUCAAGGAAACGGCAUAUGGGGGCUCAUUUCGAGCUGAUGGAAGACUCCUCUGUGCUGGGAGUGAGGAGGGUUUUGAUUAUGUUAGGGCUGGAGGCACAAGCCCAGUGUCACCCCACUUGAUCUCUUCAGGUUCCUAUGAUCAUAAUGUUCAUCUCUACGAUGUCAGGUCUCAAGAAGCAUCUCCCUUGACCACAUUUGAGCAUGGCUUCCCUGUGGAAGCUGUUCUCUUCCUUCCUUCUGGAGCUCUUCUUGCAUCUGCAGGUGGUCCAGUGGUCAAGGUCUGGGACCUGUCAGCUCAGAAGUGCCUGGCUACCCUGGUUCAACACCAUAAAACAGUAACCUGCCUGUCAUAUGCACCUUUGCAUGGACGACUCUGUUCGGGUUCACUGGAUCGACAUGUGAAGCUCUACGAUCUUACAAACUUCGCAGUUGUCCAUGACUUCACCUUUCCAUCUCCCGUGCUCAGCUUUGCUGUCUCACCAACAGAUGAUACUAUUGUGAGCGGUAGUGUGGAUGGCUUCAUUUCCAUCCAACAUCAUCAGCAGAAGGGACCAGCACUAAGUGAGAAGGAAGGGAAAACCCUGAAGCACAAAGAUCCAGUCCCUCCACCAGAUGCUCUUGUUAUCCCACAAAAAAUCACGAGGAAGGAGCCGGCAUAUGAGAAGUGCCUACGCAAGUUUGACUUCUCUCAGGCUCUUGAAAAAGUCUUAUUUAGACCAACCCUGAAGAAAAUUCAUCAGAACCCAGAGGAAGUUGUUGCAGUAUUUGUAGAGCUCCUCAGGCGUGAUGGGUUACGUGCAGCUGUUGCUGGCCACAGUGGUACAUCAUUGCACCGGCUCUUUGUCUUCAUUUGUAUUUAUAUGGGAGAUCCCCGCUUCACUCACCAUCUUGUGGAUGUUGCCAAUGUGGUCCUAGAUGUGUAUGGGCCUCACUGCCAGCUCUCUGAGUAUGAGGAGGGACUGAAGCACCUCGAAAGGUGUCUCACUCGACUGCUGAAUUUCACAAAAGAGUUGUUACAGACUCAAGGUGUCAUUCAGAUGUUGUGCUCUUCAUCAUCUCUUCGUGCCACAACCUCUACUGGAGACAAGCCUUGGCUCCCUCCUGAUGAGGGGGAACCUCAAGAAAUUGCAACAUGCAAAGUGAAAGCAAAAUCGACAUCCCUCCGUCAAAUGGUUGUGGAUGGCUUUGAACUGGACCAGAUCUGGGAGGAAUUGGAACUGAAGAACCAUGAAGUGCUGAGGGAUGUGCGGAAAAGAUUCAAGACUCUGCAGCAGUCUGGUGUGGAAGAAGAAAAGGGAGAGGAGAUGCUUUUCCAAGAAGAAGAGCAGGAGCAGAAAGAGGAAGCUGAGGACAGGUUACAUCCUGAUUCAGAAUCUGAAUACCCUGAUUUUCCUAGUGAUCAGUCAGAAGCAGGGAGUGCAAGUGAUGAGGAAACUCUGCCUUAUGUACCUGUGAAGUUUGAUCGAACUGAAGUGGAUGACCAGUUUUUCCAGUUACGGGAAAUGGAACAAUUCUUGGAUUCAGAAGAUCAAAAGGAGACAGGGGAAGGAAGAAAAGGAGAAGAAAUGAUAGAUUUAUUCCAAGGAGGAGAUUCAGACCAAGAUGUAGAAGAUGAAGAGGAGUAUGAGGAAAAGGGAGACACUAUGUACAGAGACUUUUUUGAUCCCCCAUCUGUUACAUCGGGAGAGAAGUCGGAGUUUGAGAAGGAGGAGGAACGGCUGAGAAAGAGGAUAGCUCGGCUAGAAGAGGAGAAUCUUGCUGAGAAGCCAUGGCAGUUGAAAGGGGAGACUUCUGCAUCAACAAGACCAGAGAAUGCUCUUCUUGAGGAGUACCUAACAUUUGACACCACCAUGAGACAAGCUCCUGUGAUGACUGAGGAAGUGACCCAAACCCUGGAACAGCUCAUCCUGCAAAGGGUGAAGGAUCGGGUAUGGGAUGAUGUGGUGCGGAAAGAGAAACCGGCUCAGGACCCAUUCUCUUUCAAGAAGAAACUUGUGUUGGACCAAGAAAAGAGCAAGCUCAGCCUUGCUAAGAUCUAUGAACAGGAGUACCUGAAAGCGCAGGAGGCAGAGAAGGAAGAGAAGGAAAAUCCAGAGCAUACAGAGAUCAGAAGGUGCAUGGAGUCCUUGUUCAGGAAACUCGACGCACUUUCCAAUUUCCACUACAUUCCCAAACCGAUCGAACCUGAGGUGAAAGUGGUCAGCAAUCUCCCAGCUAUCACAGUGGAAGAAGUGGCACCCACAUCUGUCAGCGAUGCCACUCUUCUUGCGCCUGAAGAAGUCAAAGCAAAGCAAAAGGGAGAGCUGAAGGUAGCAGAGGAGAAGACCAAAACAGACCGGAAGAGAGAGAGGAGAUGGAAGAAGCAGCAACAGAGGGAGAAGCGCAAGGACAGAGAACACAAGGCUCUGCUCAAAGCUGGGAAGGUACCUCGAAUCAAGGGCAAGAGGGAAAAGCAGAGGGUGAAAAAUACAAAGCUGACGUCGUCUUCGCACUUCUUCUCGCGCCUUCAGGAAGAGGUGACGUCCCACGUCCUCGGUCACAAGGGCGCGGCGAAGAAGAAGGCCCUUGCCGUGAGCCUUCCGAAGGGUGCUGCUCUCAAACUCUGAUGGUUCUUCAUUUUUGCGCAUUUUUGUUCUGUUAGGAAUAAAUUUGACUCAACGUG